This is a messenger RNA of Myodes glareolus (Bank vole), 3138 nucleotides long. The record is from RefSeq and is a predicted model, not a curated record. NCBI's taxonomy places the organism in Eukaryota, Metazoa, Chordata, Mammalia, Rodentia, Cricetidae.
AUGGGCGCUCUCGGCCGCCCGGAGCUGCCGCCGCUGUCCCUACAGGGUUUAGGGGACCCGGGUCGGCCGGCCCCCGAGGCUCCCGGGUCGCCUCCGCAGGCCGCUUCUGCGGUUGCUCGCCACCGCAGUCCUGCCCGCCCGGCUCCUUCGGGCUCUUUUGGUCGCUUUGCAAACACUGUCCUCCGCCUGGACCUGAGUCCCAGUUUCAUGCGCACUACCAUCUAUGAUAACACAGAAAUCCAGGAAGAGUGCAGUGGGAGCAAAAGGGAGGAAGCACAUGGUCAUGUCCACAUUCUGUUCUCUGCAGAUUGGCUUUACUUCAGUUUGAAUGUCCUCUUUUUCAGUGUUCUUCACCGCAGUUCUUGCUGUGGAAGGCUAGUAAGACAGCUUAGAGUGCCCUCCUCUUCAGGAAGACAGGACCACACUUUGGAAAGGAAACCUAAGAAGUUUUGUCUUUCUAAAACCAACUUUUCCAACAACAACGACUUCCGUGCUCUUCUGCAGUCUUUAUAUGCUACUUUCAAGGAGUUUAAAAUGCAUGAGCAAAUUGAGAAUGAAUACAUUAUUGGUUUACUUCAGCAACGCAGUCAGACCAUCUACAAUGUACAUUCUGACAAUAAACUCUCUGAGAUGCUUAGUCUCUUUGAAAAGGGGCUGAAGAAUGUUAAGAAUGAGUAUGAGCAGUUAAAUUAUGCAAAACAGCUGAAAGAGAGAUUGGAGGCUUUUACAAGAGAUUUUCUUCCUCACAUGAAAGAGGAAGAAGAGGUUUUUCAGCCCAUGUUAAUGGAAUAUUUUACAUAUGAAGAGCUUAAAGAUAUCAAAAAGAAAGUGAUUGCACAGCAUUGCUCACAGAAGGACACAGCAGAACUUCUUAGAGGUCUCAGCCUGUGGAAUCAAGCUGAAGAGCGACAGAAAUUUUUCAAAUAUUCUGUGGAUGAAAAAGCAGAUACAGAAGCGGAAGUGUCGGAACACUCCACAGGUAUAACCCAUCUUCCUCCUGAGGUAAUGCUGUCCAUUUUCAGUUAUCUUAAUCCUCAAGAAUUGUGUCGGUGCAGUCAAGUCAGUACUAAGUGGUCUCAGCUGGCAAAAACAGGAUCUUUGUGGAAACAUCUUUACCCUGUUCAUUGGGCCAGAGGUGACUGGUAUAGUGGUCCUGCCACUGAACUUGACACGGAACCUGACGAGGAGUGGGUGAGAAGUAGGAAAGAUGAAAGUCGUGCUUUUCAGGAGUGGGAUGAAGACGCCGAUAGAGAUGAAUCUGAAGAGUCUGCAGAGGAAUCGAUUGCUAUCAGCAUUGCACAAAUGGAAAAACGUUUACUCCAUGGCUUAAUUCAUAAUGUUCUGCCAUAUGUUGGUACCUCUGUAAAAACUUUAGUGUUAGCAUACAGCUCUGCAGUCUCCAGCAAAAUGGUUAGGCAGAUUUUAGAGCUUUGUCCUAACCUGGAACAUCUGGAUCUUACCCAGACUGAUAUUUCCGAUUCUGCAUUUGACAGUUGGUCUUGGCUUGGUUGCUGCCAGAGUCUUCGGCAUCUUGAUCUAUCUGGAUGUGAAAAAAUCACAGACAUGGCUCUAGAGAAGAUUUCUAGAGCUCUUGGAGUUCUAACAUCUUACCAGAGUGACUUUUUGAAAAGUGCAGGCAAGGCUGUUUCAAGUCCAUGGACAAAUAAAGACAUCACCAUGCAGUCCCCCAAGCAGUUUGCUUGUUUGCACAAUUUGAAUGACAAAGGUGUUGGUGAAGAAAUAGACAACGAGCACACUUGGACUAAAUCUGUGUCUUCUGAAAGUUUGACUUCUCCUUACGUGUGGAUGCUAGAUGCCGAAGAUUUAGCCGAUAUUGAAGAUGCAGUAGAAUGGAGACAUAGAAAUGUUGAAAGUCUGUGUGUAAUGGAAACAGCCUCCAACUUUGGUUGUUCUUCAUCUGGUUGUUACAGUAAGGACUUGGUGGGAUUAAGGACUAGUGUGUGUUGGCAGCAGCAUUGUGCUUCUCCAGCCCUUGCAUAUUGUGGCCAUUCAUUCUGUUGCACAGGGACAGCUCUGAGGACUAUGUCUACUCUCCCAACGACUUCUGCAAUGUGUAGAAAAGCAUUAAGGACUACAUUGCCCAGGGGAAAAGACUUAAUUUAUUUUGGGAGUGAAAAGUCUGACCAAGAGACUGGACGAGUACUUUUGUUCCUCAGUCUAUCGGGAUGUUAUCAGAUCACAGACCAUGGUCUCAGGGUUUUGACUCUGGGAGGAGGACUGCCUUACUUGGAGCACCUUAAUCUCUCUGGCUGUCUUACUGUAACUGGUGCAGGGCUGCAGGAUUUGGUCUCAGCAUGUCCUUCCCUAAAUGAUGAAUACUUUUACUACUGUGACAACAUUAACGGUCCUCAUGCUGAUACCGCCAGUGGAUGCCAGAAUUUGCAGUGUGGUUUUCGAGCCUGCUGCCGCUCUGGCGAAUGACCCCUGACUUCUGACCUUUGUGUACUUCAUUUAGCUGAGCAGGCUUCCUUUCAUGCACUUUACUUAUAGCACAUUUCUUGUGUUAACAUCCCCCUUUUUGGAUUGUUUUGGCCUCAUUUCUUACAGUCUCAGAAAUUUAAUUUAGCAGUGAAUUGUACAGUGUUGUUUUUCCUUGCAAAGUAUAUUUUUGUUUUAGAAAGGGAUCAGGAUUUUUUAUUAGGGUGAGAACAGUCUUACUGGUUUCUUUUAAAUGAAAUGCUUUAAAAAGAGUAUCACUAAUGCCAUGGUAUUUAAAGUAUUUUUAGAUUAUUUUGCAUUUAGUCAGUGGGGGUUAUUGGUUCUCUAUGUGUAAACACUGUACCAAGUUUUGCAGAUCCUUUCAGAUACUCUUUCUGAAGUUUUAUUUUCAAAGACUGGACAUUUUGGAAACAAAUCUCUUUUUUCCUAACAUUUUCUUUAUUUUAACAAUUCUUAGGGGCCAAUUCAAACACAUCUAGAGAUGAGAUUCUUUAAGAUUGUAGAAUAAAUUGGCCUCUCAGUGUGGCUCAGUGAGCUAGCAAAAGCACCUGUCUAUUUGUGUUUGCUUUUGACACCUGAUUCCACUACUGUCCCUAAACUGUCGAAUGUGGGAGGGAUUUUUAAAAUUCCGUAAGUGUUUGAAGAAAUGUAUAAAUAAAAACUACUUUGAGAACUUUA